Molecule: messenger RNA, 801 nt
Organism: Metopolophium dirhodum (rose-grain aphid)
Lineage: Eukaryota; Metazoa; Arthropoda; Insecta; Hemiptera; Aphididae
Exons: 1
Coding region: 1-801 (266 amino acids)
Cellular component (GO): nucleus
Molecular function (GO): DNA binding
Source: RefSeq, a predicted model, not a curated record
AUGGGAAGACCAUAUGCACUUACAUCAGACCUUGAAAUACAAAUAUUAAACUAUAUCAUAAAGAUGCAAGAACUUGGCUUUGGUUUGACUGUGUUACAGGUAAGAAAAAUAGCUCACAAAAUAGCCACUGCAGCUGGACGUGGAUCUUAUUUCAAUGAAGAUAAUGAAUCUGCUAGCAAGUGGUGGUGGGUGAAUUUCAAAAAAAGGUAUAAUCUAACACUUAGAGUUCCUGAAAAUCUUGCUGCUUAUAGGGCAUUGAUGGCUAACAGUCAUAUGAUCAGUGAUUUUUAUUCGAAACUAGAUACAUUAAUGAUCCAAUUAGGUAUUAAAGAUAUGCCUGACCGUCUUUGGAAUUGUGGCAAAACUGGACUAUCUUAUGUGGUAAAGCCUAAUAAAGUAGUAACUGAUAUUGGUAAACAUUAUGUCUAUAAAAGAACUUAUGCUGAUCGUGGAGAAACGCAUACACUUUUAGGAUGUGUAUGUGCUAAUGGUGCAUGGAUUCCACCUUUAAUUAUAUUCAAAGGCGUUAAAUGGAACGAUAAUCUUAAAACCGAUUGUUUACCAAACUGUAUAGUAAAAUUAUCUCCAAAAGGAUGGAUAAAUAGUGAAUUUUUUAUUGAUUCUAUUCCAAGUGAACGACCUGUGAUAUUAUUUAUGAAUUCACAUGCAUCACACAUUAACAUGGAUGUUAUGACACUUGCAAAAGAAAAUGAAAUAUAUUUAUUUACAUUUCCAGCUCAUACUAGACAUUUAUUACAACCAAUAGAUGUAGGAGUAUACAAGCCACUUAAGUCAAACUGA